AUGAACCAACAAUUUACUUCCAUGAACAAACAAAUGAAAGCCUUAUUGCAAGAAGUAAACAACGUACAAUCGGAAUCAACGCAAGGUCUCUACUUAACGUCGUCAGCACUAUCAGCAUACGCCGUACUAUCAAACUUACGACGUGUACAACAAGGUCUCAUCGACGUCAUAACUGACAUCUAUCAUGGGCGCAUUGAUACCCACCUGUUCCCGCCUGAAGAAUUGGAGGCUCAAAUUAAUAUAAUAAACCGGGAGAUACAGGAUGACCUCAAUGUGCCACUAGACAAAUCAAGUGUCAGAAGUCUUUAUAAAUUACUGCGAGUAUUUGCUCGAGUGUAUAAAGACUACCUUAUCAUGGAAAUCAAGAUUCCUCUUGUGUCCACAGAGAAAUAUGAACUGGAUAAGAUCAUCCCUCUACAAAGAGAAGAAUCAGGAAAAGGCUAUCAAAUUGCAUCGACUUAUCCCUAUUUAGCAUUUAAUUUGAGGAAGGACCUGGUCUUAUUCUUCACAGAAAACGACCUGUUGCAGUGCCUUCAUCCAAGUACAGAGAAGAUAUUAUGUUCUAUUGAUAAGCCAAUCUAUGAAAUAAGAGAAAAGCAAUCUAUUUGCGAUAUCAAAAUCAAUGGAAUAAUCACAUCAGCCUGUAUACAAAAACAGUCGACGUGCGAAAAUAAAUGGAUCAAGUUACGGCGCCCGAACGACUGGCUAUAUCAAUGUUGUCAGCAAUGCACUGUCCGCAUUUUUAGCAUACGUAAUACGGAAGUGAAGUCGUUAUCAGGCAACGGUAUUAUCACUCUAUGUCCAGGAUGCAUACUUAAGGGAGAUUCUUUCAAGAUUUACUCUCACAAGAACUUUAUCAAUCACGUGGACCAUCAUACAGAAGAGAUGGAGCUUCCACAGAUGUCUGUUGUUAACGAGAUAGUCAACACCAGCAUCCCCUCGAUGGAUACUUUUGUACCCGAGGAUCAUCAUUCAAUAUGGAGCCAGUUAAAAUCAGACAUAGAAGAUCUCAAGCAACAAUCAACUCAAACGCUGAGUGUCCACGACGUGCAUCAAUAUAGCGUGCUCUACUCGCUGGUGGCUGGAGUGAUCCUCACGGGCUUUAUCAUACUUAUCCUCUGGAUCCGAAGGAGACGGACUCAGAAGCCGGCAUUGGAGUCAAGAUUAGAAUCAGCAGCAGUACAGCCGACCGCCAAGCCGCAGCCUACACCGCGAGGGAUCACCGAGAGUAGAUCAACCCCUAACUUGCAUUCGAUUAAGUUCGAUAUUCCUUUGAGUAAUAGUUAG
This is a messenger RNA of Spodoptera litura, 1287 nucleotides long. The record is from RefSeq and is a predicted model, not a curated record. NCBI's taxonomy places the organism in Eukaryota, Metazoa, Arthropoda, Insecta, Lepidoptera, Noctuidae.